GCUACACCAAAAACAUUUUGCUGAAUGCUAAUAGACGCAGUUUGUUAGCGGUAAGAAAAAAGAAAACAACAACACAUACAUUCGACCUACUGCAAUCGCUUAGGAAUCAAUGGCAGCCAUUGUUGAAAGACUGGCAAGAUAUGCCAUCCCAAUAGGUCUUGGAUUUGCUGCAUUAAACGCCUCUCUUUACGAUGUUCCUGGAGGAAAACGAGCCGUCCUAUUUGAUCGUUUAUCAGGUGUUAAGCAACAGGUUGUCCAAGAAGGAACUCAUUUCUUGAUUCCCUGGUUGCAGAAGGCCAUCAUUUACGACGUGCGGACACGGCCACGAAACAUUGCUACUACUACCGGAAGCAAAGAUUUACAAAUGGUCUCAUUAACACUUAGAGUGCUUCAUCGACCGGACAUCGGAAUGUUGCCCCAGAUCUAUCAGUCCUUGGGUCUUGACUACGAUGAACGUGUGGUACCUUCCAUUGGUAACGAAGUUCUUAAAGCUGUGGUUGCUCAAUUUGAUGCAGCUGAGCUGAUUACACAGCGAGAAGUUGUCUCUGCUCGUAUUCGUCAAGAGCUUGUAAAACGUGCAAGUGAAUUUGGUAUUCGUUUGGAAGAUGUGUCUAUCACUCACAUGACGUUUGGUAAAGAUUUUACAAAAGCUGUCGAGCGCAAACAGAUUGCACAGCAAGAGGCCGAACGCGCAAGAUUUCUCGUGGAGAAGGCCGAGCAGGAACGCCAAGCAAGUGUAAUUCGUGCCGAGGGUGAUGCCGAGGCUGCUGACAUUGUCUCCAAGUCCCUUGACAAGGCCGGUAACGGUUUGAUCCAAAUCAGAAAACUGGAGACGAGUCGAGAAAUUGCAGCAGCCUUGGCAGCAAAGGGUGGUCAAGUCACAUACCUUCCUCCCACGAACACGAAAACAAACAGCAACAACAACAUUCUUCUCAGCUUGAAUCCCUAAUGCAGGUAAAGCAUAGUCUGUUUCCGAAGACAGCGGACAAGUGUACGACUAUGAUGACUCAAGUAAAGACAUAUGACCGGUAGCACAAAUAACGUUCUGAUUCUACUUGUUAGUGGUAAAAUCAUUGUAUAUGUUUCAAAAAGAGGGAAAGAUUCGCGUAAUGUAAGGGAGGUG
Schizosaccharomyces japonicus yFS275 is the source of this 1123-nucleotide messenger RNA. Its product is annotated as prohibitin Phb1. Lineage: Eukaryota; Fungi; Ascomycota; Schizosaccharomycetes; Schizosaccharomycetales; Schizosaccharomycetaceae. The coding region runs from base 110 to 949 and encodes 279 amino acids. The record is from RefSeq and is a predicted model, not a curated record. Gene Ontology annotation, biological process: protein folding; mitophagy; negative regulation of proteolysis. Gene Ontology annotation, cellular component: mitochondrial inner membrane; mitochondrion; mitochondrial prohibitin complex. The transcript has a single exon. Gene Ontology annotation, molecular function: mitochondrion autophagosome adaptor activity.